This is a messenger RNA of Lodderomyces beijingensis, 2532 nucleotides long. The record is from the annotation of a GenBank genome assembly. NCBI's taxonomy places the organism in Eukaryota, Fungi, Ascomycota, Pichiomycetes, Serinales, Debaryomycetaceae.
AUGGUCUCAGAUUCGGAGGAUUCAAACUUGGAAUCAAACGAGUACACUAUUGAUGAUUAUUACCGGGUAUUGAAACUGCUAUGGGCCUACAAGAACAGUUCAUAUUUAAGCGAACACAAGCUACUACGGACCAUUGUUGACUUGAACUUGUCUCACUCGCUCUUGCUCAAAAACUUGCAACGACGAGAAUUGGACAUUCAGAACUUGAUAUCGACCAAGAUAAACUACGUUGAUAGUCUCAUCUUUGAAGUUGCCCCACAGCUACCACACAGUGACCACAAUGUUGCCAGCGCUAGCACUACUACUACUCAAACUAGCGAACCUUUAGCUGCAGGAGGAAACAAAGUACUACCUGCGGCAUCCAGUCCGCGAUACAGCGGAUGCUUUAGAAACAAAUAUAUCGAGCUUUGCCCCCAGUUGGCAGUUGCCGCCUACUUGUUCAGCAGAUUCCAUCUUCCGGACGAGUACGGCUCGUUUGAGUUCCCCUUUAGCGACUCGAGAAAUGUGCUAUCGUUGGAAAAUGUAAAGUUACUAAAAGGAAACAAUAGACUUUUGCCCAUAUCGUAUAGCCAGCAGCAUAAAUCUUGCAUUAGCGCGUUGACCAUGAGCGGCUUGAACUAUAAGGAAAUCAACUUGACCAAGCUCUUGUCUGCUCAUACUUUUGAUGUAAAGGGCAAGGUGCUCACAAUGCCCCUGAAGUCGAUCAACGAGCUACCAAAUAGCAUUAUCCUUCAAUUAGCCGGGUUUGAAAGCUUUCAAGAUUACAACAUCGACCGCAAUUCAAUCGAGCCGCCGCCGGAGUUGGUGCAGAAAAUAUUCCCAUUCAUUCUGGAGAUUAGUGAGGAAUCAAGCAGCAGUCAAGAUGACAAAAUGUCGAGAACCCGCAAUGUUCUAGAGAUGUUGCGGAGACUACUUUGUCAGGAUAUGCUUGUUUUGAAAAAAAGAUACCCGAAUAACCCAUUAUCCAAGAGUGAAAUUUUCAACUCACCCGAAUUUGAAGCUUUUAUGCAAAAAGUUGAAAAGGAAGGGUUGAUGGAACAAUUGAUGAGAAACUCUUGCUUCAACCCCACUGAUGACGAAACGGAAAGUGAUUACGAUGACAACUGGCCCUCGUCGUUUGACGUGGAUUCCAAAAUGGAGUUUCGCAAGCUUAUUGAGCUCCAAAACACAAAGAUAAACUUUUUGGAAGCGCAGUUGCAAAAGACGCAUCAAGAGCAGAGUCAAACUCAGGCCAGCCUAUCGAAGUUUAUCCAAAACCAAUUUGAAGUUUUCCAAAAACAGAGUGAAUACUUGCAAAAGAUCCAGAGCUCAGUUGAUGGAUUGUUCAUAUUAUUGUUGACUCAAAACAAGAACUCGUUACAAUUGGCUGAGCAAAAUAUUCGAGAAACGCAGGCAUUGAUCAACCAAGAGCAGCUGAAAAAUAUAUCUCUUGGCAUUGAAAACACUCGUGAGUUGCUAAACAGUUUUAACAAACAGCAGCAACAACAACAACAACAACAACAACAGCAACAACAACAACAACAACAGCAACAACAGCAUCAUCAACAUCAUCAUCAUCAGCAGCAGCAUCAGCAUCAGCAUCAAAAAGAGCAACUGCUGCAACAUCAUGAAGAAGAGGAUGAAGAAAUGGGCCAACGCGAGCAUCAAUCACAACAGCCGCUUAGGCGCACCGAGUCACAGCCUCCUCCGCAACAAGUUCCACCACAACCACCACAACCACCACAACCGCUGCUGCUGCUGCAACAAACACAUUCUCAAACUAGUUUGCAUUCACAGCAUCCAACUCCUCCUCGCCCAGGCAUCCUGCAACCCCCGCACAGAAAACUCCUGCUUUCGCAUCUGUUGCACACACAAAAGGAGUCACCGUCGUCUUUUUUUAGUCAAAUGUCAAGUCAACCAGAAACUUAUCCUCAACAAGGACACCUUUUUGGACCUAGACCAAGCGAGGGCCCUAGUUUCCCCUUUGCGCCUCUCCAGCACCAGCACCAGCACCAGCACCAACAGCGGCCACAAAGCUUUGCUCCCUUGCCUUCUACUGCAUACUAUGGCCCACAUACGAUCUCGUCGCCAGCAAUGGUGGCCCCGUUUCAUCCACCUCCCCACCACUCACCGCCGUCGUCGCUUAUACCGGCUCAACCACCACUUUCAACGGAUGCUCAUGCUCAACUGAACCCAGAGCAGCGGAAAACAGCAAGGGAGCUCACUUUGGAGAAAAGGUUAUCGCGACAGGCAACAACAUUGUACGAAAUGUGGGACGAUUACAAACGGUUGGACGAAGAACUUCGGACCCACGAUAUAUCGGUCACCGAGUGGUUAAAAGUACACGGGUCCUCCGAACGACAGUUCAGGCAUACCAGGUUGAAAAUCAUCAGAUUCAUUGAAGAAGAAGCGAGACGCCGUCAAGUCUCAGUGGAGAUUGUGAAGGAAAAACUCCAUGAUAAAAUGAGGAAUAGGCUGCGGCCCUGGACUCUUGACGAAGUGCAAAGAAUGUUGACUGCUCAUAAAACAAUAAAUUUAGACGACAAUAGAUGA